AUGGCCGACACGCCCAAAACCCGCGCCGAGCAGCGCAUCCAAGAACUCAGCGCCAUCAACGCGCAGAUCCCCCAAAUCCUCAUCAACGCCAGCAGCGCCAUCCGCGCCCUCACCAACUCCUCCUCCUCUUCCUCCAACAACACCGCCCCCGCCUCCCUCGCCGCCCACAAAGCAACCUUCCAAACCUCCACCCGCGCCUUCUUCACCCUCAUAACCCAGAUAUCUGCCCAACUCACCGACCAAGCCCGCGCCCUCGAGGCCGCCGGUAUCAUCCCCCCCACCAACGCAAAAGCCGCGUCGCGCGAGAUGACGGGCGCUGAGGCGGCGGCGCUGCUAGGAGCUGCAGGAGGCGGACCAGCUGGGGCGAUCGCGGGCGCGCAGGUGCGGGACUCGGAGGCCACGGUCACGAACGGGGGAUUGGGGGAGCUAGACGUGGGGUGGUUGAAUGCGCGGGCGGGGGAUGUGGGGAGGGGGAUGGAGGCGGAGGUUCUGGCGCGGGUGAGGGAGAUUCUGGAAGGGGUAGGGGGAGAAGUAGUUCGGGAGAAGGAGGAUAGGGAGAUGGGGGGUGUGUGA
Molecule: messenger RNA, 573 nt
Organism: Mytilinidion resinicola
Lineage: Eukaryota; Fungi; Ascomycota; Dothideomycetes; Mytilinidiales; Mytilinidiaceae
Exons: 1
Coding region: 1-573 (190 amino acids)
Biological process (GO): regulation of transcription by RNA polymerase II
Cellular component (GO): mediator complex
Molecular function (GO): transcription coregulator activity
Source: RefSeq, a predicted model, not a curated record